UUCACGGUGACACACGUUGCUUGCGUUGCCGUCAGAGUUUUCGACGACGUGUGGAUACACACCUUUUUCGACUUCCAACCGCAUCAACCAGCGCGUACAAAAUCAGUUUACUCACUUUUUCCACGCGCCAACCCGAUGGCGGCAUCUCAGGACUUUGGGGUCAGGGUCCUCACGUAUAUCCGGGAGUUCACGGCUGGAGCGGCUACGCUGCUGCAGGAGACACCGGCAGUGGGCAUCGCCUGCAAGGCGUAUCUGGCCUUCGAGGACCUGGUGCAAACGGCGACCUCUAACAAGCUCGAAUUGUCCGUGCUCGGGGAGCUUAUUGAUCUGGUCUUGCAACGCUACGUGAAACGGUGCGCUGAAAGGGAGCAAGGUGUGCGUCAAGAGCUCCUUUCGCUUGAGAACCACAUCAAGAGCGCUGAGAGCGUCGCCGGUCUGUGCAACGGAAAGGGGCUGAAACGGCUCAAGCAGCUGACCCUUUGCCGCAGGAUAUGCAACGAAAUCGAGUCAGUACGAAAGAAUGUCCUACAUUUCUGCACGAUCAACAACCUCGUCCUCACGAGUGAGCUAUCUUUCAAACUGGACGACGUGGCCAGACUACUGGAGGCGCAAGACCAAACGUUGAAGGCGGUGAUGGAGAAACCGGGCAGGGUCAACAUUCCCUCCGGAGCCCCUAGCAUUCGAGACUGGUACGUUGAACGGGUCAAGGUCGAGGCCCAGAUCUGCCACCACCUCGGCAUCGGGACAAGCAACGGAAUCCCCUCCUUCCCCGAAGAGCAGCCGCGGAUGGUCGGACUGGCGGGGCCCGGCGGAGCGGGGAAGUCGACCGUCGCCUCGAUGGUGGUCACCCAGGUGGACGUGCAGGCGUUCUUCCGGGGCAGGGUACUGUGGCUCUCGGUGGGGAAGGGGGCCAAGGACCGGCUGCCGACGCUCAUGUUCGAGCUCGCGAAAACGGUGCGGGAGACGGUGCUGCAGAAGAUGGCCAGGCGGCCGCGGGAGGCGACCGUCGGCAUCAACUCCGAGGACGGGGCGGCCUACAUCCGCGAGGAGGCGGGCAAGGGCGACACGCGCUUCCUGGUGGUGGCCGACGACGUCUGGGACGCGGAGGUACUGGCGGAGCUCAGGAGAGCCGGGGCGUGGGUCAUCUACACCACCCGCAAGGCCGAACUCUUCCCUGAAACCCCGGCGAUUAGGCUGGAGGAGGUCCUGGAGGAGGAGGCGGAGAUGAUGCUUCGGCGGGCGGCCGACCUCGGCGAGAAAACCCGCCUCCCCCCGGCGGCGUACGAGCUGAUGAGGCGGUGCGACUUCUCCGUGCUGGACCUAGCUUUGGUCGGUCGGUGGGGCAAAAUCCGUGGCAGAAGCUGCGAGAGGGCGUGGCGAGCGGCGUUGGACAGCAUCAUAGAGACCCAGCGCGCCGGCGGCGACGGCGGACAGCUGCUCCCGUGGCGCGCGGCGGUCCUCCGAGCUGGGCUCGGCGUGCUCGCGAGCGACAACCCCCAGACGACGGAGCUCUACUACGCCCUGGCCCUGCUGCCGACGGGGCUAGCGUUUCCCCCGGAGGUCGCCUUGAUCCUGCUGUACGGGGACGACUUCUCCGAGAGCGCCCUGAAAGCGGCGGAGGCCGUCCUGGGAACCCUCGAACGCCUGUCGAUCCUGACGCUGGAGGAGAACAGCGGGUGGUACCACGUCCACGAGAACCACGUGGACUUCGUCCUAGACCGCCCUCUGGCGAAGCACUACACGAGGGACACGGCGCUUCCCCGGUGGCGGCAGUACAUCUCGAGCGUGAGGGCCCUCAACACCUACUCGAGCGCCUGGCUCGACAAGGUCUGGGAGAAGCUCGCAAAGGUCGAGGGGGAGGGCUUCGUCCGCAGCCCGUACAACGCGGCGUUGAGCGCGAUAAUGGACGACUCGGAGGGUGAGCUCCUGGAGGCCCUGCGGAGGGCCGCGGAGUUUCACUUCUGCCGGGGGGACUGGUCGGAGGCCUUCGACAAGUACUCCGAGCUGCUGCUGAUCAAGGAGCAGACCGCCGGCCCCGACCACCCCGACGUGGCGAAAAUCCUGCACAACCUGGGGAUGUGCGCUUGCGAGGUCGGGCGAGAAAAGGAGACCGAAGGGUAUCUCCGACGGGCCCUGGCGAUCCAGGAGGAAAAGCUAAACCCCAACGACCCACACAUCGCGAGCACCCUGCACUCCCUCGGGGUGUACAUCCGCACGACCGGGAAAGUCGAGGAGGCCGAGGGCUUCAUCCGGCGAGCCCUUGACAUCAGGAAGGGGAAGCUCUGCACCGACCCACUGAUCUUGGGACGCACGCUGUACUCCCUCGGCGUUUGCGCCUACGACGCGGUGCGGCUGGAGGAGGCCGAGGAUCUGCUCCGGCAAGCACUGGCCACGAGGGAAGAGGUGUUGGGCAGCGUGCACCUGGAAGUGGCGGACACCCUGCACGUCCUGGGCGGGUGCGCGUUGAAGGCCGGGCGGAUAGAGGACGCCGAAAAGCUGUACCUGCGAGCGCUCGUCAUCAGGGAGGAGAAGCUUCGAACGGACCACCCGGACGUCUUGCGGACCCUCCGGAACCUCGGGAUAUGCUCCGUGCACAAGGCGAGGCUGUCGGAAGAGUCUGCCGGGGUGGUUCGUCGAACGCUUGCGAUUGUGUAGGAGACACGAAGCAUAUCGCUGAUCAACCAUCCAAGCGUAGCCUAGCACGGGAAUGCCUCAAAGUUGUUCCGUAGUGUACGUGCCGGCCCGCUUGAAGUAAAUACCCAACCAAGUGUAGCCAGGCACGGACAUGCCCCAAGUGCAGUGCCAGCCCGCUAAAAAGAAAUAAAUACCUUUUGCCUUUGAGCAAGGCUGUAACACCUUGCAGUGUCUCACUCAAUGAUUGAGCACAAGCGGAUAAUGCUAGGCACGCCCCAUGAAGAUUUACGGUAGUAGUGCUGGCGACUAAGCCCUUACGCCAAUUAGUUAUGCUUCUUUUUCGUAUGUUUGCUUCUUUCUUACGGGAGAAAUAAAAACAAGCUCAUCUCUAUCAAUUAAUAGAGAAGAGUCCAGGGUUAAUGAUUGUGGGAUGUAUUCGUGUCGUGUUGUUACGGGUGUGUAUGUAUGUAUGUAUGUAUGUAUGUAUGUAUGUAUGUAUGUAUGUAUGUAUGUAUGUAUGUAUGUAUGUAUGUAUGUUGUUCCAGUUGUCGUUGUUUUCCAAAUACAUGAGCAUGGAUUUCUUGUGAUAGGAGAGACCCGACCCUGCUGCUCGCCGAUUCGCACGUCCAUCGACCGGAACCUAGUGAUCACAGUAUUGUCAGCAGCGUUUCGACAGAAAUUAGUCUGUUGAACGCGACCCUAUCAUCGAUAUGACGAGCGAUGGGGCUCCGCUGUGAAGUUGUUUCUGACGGAAGGUAUUCUCGAUACGAACGAAGCUGAGCUGCUCUGCGGGUCAACUAUCCUCCCCCUAGAUGGGCAAUACAAGGUUUAUUUUGAGUUACACGUUUUUUGCUGGAUAUGAACGUAGUAGGCAAUAGGUCUCUGUGUGCUCAGUAGUGUCAAUAACCAAUGUUGUCUGGUUGUCUUCACAUUAUUAAUCCCUCCGGUCUCUUCUCGGUAUGUACAUAUGUAGGUUAAGCAUUUUUGGGAGGAGGGUGCAGCAACAACAUCGUCUAGGGGAUUGUUGCAGCAGAACUUUGUAGAUGGUGACAAGUUGUCAAGGUUUCUGAGAACGAAUUUCUGAGCACGGCAGUAAGUUUUGGAAGGUGUGCAUGUACAUAUGUAGGGAUGAUGUGCGUUUCGGAUUGAGGUCGUAGCGGGAUCUAUCAGAUGACUCGUGAUGCUACGUAGAAUCCCGCUAGCACCUUUGAAGGAGAGCCCCGAGCAGCGGGAACGAGGAGAGGGAGGGAGAGAUUGUCUACGUAUGUAUGUUGUUGUUGUGGCCGGAGUUGAUCUAUUUAGUUUAGUGAGUAAAGAUGUGCCUGUUUCAAUGUCUUUUCCGUCUGUGGCAUUAAAUUAGACGAAUAUAGUCCUUCUACAAACGCUACAAACGUAAUCUUGCGACGACUUGCGCGUAAGCUGUGAAGAAAAAUAUGACGUGGAUAACGGCGUUGGACGAGAGAAAGCACAGACGGACGUGUAUUUUUGUCGUGGGGUAUAGAGGUACAAGUAAGUGUGAUAGAAUGUUGGGUGAUGACGACGGGAAAAUUCCGAAGUAGAACCUGGAGGGAACACCUUGCCACUAUUAUAUCAGAAUCGGUUAUAAAAUGGCCAUGAUUUUUUUUUUGUGCUUCCUGAUAAUCAAGGGAGGAGCGUUGACGGCUAAAAUAUUAUCG
Molecule: messenger RNA, 4310 nt
Organism: Ectocarpus sp. CCAP 1310/34
Lineage: Eukaryota; Phaeophyceae; Ectocarpales; Ectocarpaceae
Source: the annotation of a GenBank genome assembly